Plodia interpunctella (Indianmeal moth) is the source of this 415-nucleotide messenger RNA. RefSeq lists its product as uncharacterized. Gene Ontology annotation, biological process: mitochondrial respiratory chain complex IV assembly. The transcript has a single exon. Gene Ontology annotation, cellular component: mitochondrial inner membrane; mitochondrion. Lineage: Eukaryota; Metazoa; Arthropoda; Insecta; Lepidoptera; Pyralidae. The coding region runs from base 110 to 328 and encodes 72 amino acids. The record is from RefSeq and is a predicted model, not a curated record.
UGGCAGAUUGAAGUUGAUCUUUGUAUGGUUGCCAGCUGAUUUCUGUUCUGUGUUAUAUUUUAUUGAAAUAUCAAAAGGAUUCAUUGUUAUUUACGUGAAAGUGAAAAAUAUGGGAAACUGGAAGCUGGAAGUCGGAAGGAUGGCUAUGUAUAUGUCAUUUCCUGUUGUACUCUUCCAUUACUUCAACCAACCUACUUAUUUUGAAGAAUGGGUAACCAAAACCAAACGCAAUAUUUUCCCACCUGAAAAUCCCCAGGAUAAAGAGGCUAUUCAGCAACUCAUCAAGGACAUGAGAACAAAGCAAAUUCAACAGUUUGAAGGAGAAUGAAAACUAAAUAUUAACCAACCUCUAUUAUAGCUUUAAUAUUACCUAAUUUUAUACUUAUGUAAUUCUAGAAAUAAAUAGCUAGCUAAA